Molecule: messenger RNA, 1968 nt
Organism: Chelonus insularis
Lineage: Eukaryota; Metazoa; Arthropoda; Insecta; Hymenoptera; Braconidae
Product: proline-rich extensin-like protein EPR1
Exons: 5
Coding region: 884-1855 (323 amino acids)
Cellular component (GO): extracellular matrix
Source: RefSeq, a predicted model, not a curated record
UCGGAAAAAGUUUUAAUCGCUCGUUUCCGACGAAUAAAGUCGAUAAAUUGAAAAGCAAACUUUCAAGUUUGCAACGAUCGAAUUCGUUUACCGAAAACUUGAGAUGAAAGAUCCGCUGUCAACAUAGUUGCUAUUUUUGGAUCUUCAUGACAUUAAUUGAUCCCUAAUUGAAACUUGCGCAACAGUUAAACUUUUUCGAAUUCAUAUAUAAACAAUAUAAAUGUAACAACGGUUGUGACUCCAAUAAAUACAUCAUCACCGUGUUUAUAACAUGUGGAUAUGAUUUUUUUGUUUAUGUGUACUUGAGUGUUUAAUUAAAAUUAAAAAAGACCAUCGGUCGAUAACAUUUGACCUGGUACGUAAAGACUCGUUAGAAUUUCGACAUCACUAUCAAUUCAUAAUCUGUGCCAGGCCGAAAACGCGAGGCUAUUCGCGAGACACGAGGUCACGCUAGCGAAAUACGAUCCACAAGAGGAUGUGAGUUAGCGUGGAUAUGAAGGGUAAAUGCAAUCUUGACCUACGUAUCUAUGCUAAUGAGAAUAUUAGGUGAAUCAACUUUACGUGGGCGUAUGCUAAUAUUCUUAACAACAGUCCAUACAUAUUUAUCGUCCACACCUGGAAAAAGUGCUUCUACCCGGCUGAAUGUUGAGGGUUACGAAACCUGGGCUAAUGCUAACGUCGCGGUCAUCACUCAUCGUCUCUCAUCUGCGGAAGAUGAAUAACGCUUCAAGUACGCAGGCUCGGAAGGAUGACCAGACAACGAAACAUUCACUUUUGCGCUAUAUGCAAAGACUACCACGAAUAUCCGAAAGAACUCGGUACAAUAUAAAAGCAGAGUUUCCCCUCGCUAAAUCAAAUCAACUUGUACCCUCCUAGAAGAAACAUGAAGAUUGUCAUUAUUUUUUCGGUCUUCUCAGUGAGUUUAGCAAGUUUAGAACCAGUAGGUUAUACUCCACCUGGUUCUGACAGCCAAUCUGAUCGUUACCUACCACCCAGUCAGAAUAGUUUAUCUCCAACGCUAACACCAGAAUCCUAUUAUCUUCCAGCAAGUUACCAGAGCUCAUCCCAAAAUGUAAUACCAAAUUCUCUCUACUUACCGAGCAACCACCGUCCAUCUACUCCGCACAGUUCUGUUGUGGCUAUGCCGCCCAUGCAAUACUUACCGAGUCAGCAAGUACCACCCUCUUUACGUCCUCUACCACGUAUGCUUCAUCAUCAUCAUCGUACUAGAGUAGGACAAAAUUCAUCACCCGAUCAUACUUCAUCUCCAAGUCCUCUACCAGUCAAUACACUUCAUCAUAGUCCUGACAGAAAUGCUAUUUCGUCGCAAUAUUUGCCACCCAGUCAACGACCCGACACAUUUACUCAGGCUAUUCCAAGCUCAAGCUAUCUUCCGUCUAAGCAGAAUCAAUAUCCUAGAGAAAUCGAUCAACCUUCUACCCCGGUUGUAUCACCCUCAAAUACCUAUUUGACGCCUAACAAGUUCUCGAGCUCAUUGUCUGGAUUUUCAUCCUUGUCACAGAAUCGUUACACUGGCCACUCUAACCAUCCAAGCUUGAAUCAGCCAGCUGGACACUAUUAUCCUUCUAGCGGUUAUCCUGAAAGCUUUACUGGAUACAACAGUGAACAAUCAAACAUUGCCAAAUACGAUUUUGAGUAUCGUAUCAAUGAUGAUUUGGGAAACGAUUACAGCCACAAAGAAAGUAGAAGCGGUGAUAAUACUGAAGGAAUAUAUACAGUGCUAUUACCUGAUGGUCGCAAGCAAAUAGUUCGUUAUGUAGCUAAUCGUAAUGGCUAUAAACCCACAAUUACUUAUGAAGGAUCACUUUCUGGACAACUUGGAUACCAGUAUUAGUAGUUUUAAAUUCAUGCCAUAUUUAAUUGACAGUAAUAAUAAAUUAAUAAUAGGUGAUAACAUUGGCAUUUAUUAGAGAUAAUUUUUUUAAAAAUAAGUAAUAUUAAUUUUGU